UCGAUCCCAGGCAGGACCCAGCAUGGACACAAGGGCGCCCGCUCAGCUCCUGGGGCUCCUGCUGCUCUGGCUCCCAGGUGCCAGAGGUGCCAUCCAGAUGACCCAGUCUCCAUCCUCCCUGGCUGCAUCUGUGGGAGACACAGUCACCAUCACUUGUAAGGCCAGUGAGGACAUUGGUUAUGGGUUAAACUGGUAUCAGCAGAAACUAGGGAUAGCUCCUAAGCUCCUGAUCUAUGGGGCAAACACUUUAGAAUCUGGGGUCCCAUCGAGGUUCAGUGGCAGCGGAUCAGAGACCGAUUACACCCUCACCAUCAGCAGCGUGCAGGCUGAAGAUGCAGGAAUUUAUUACUGUCAGCAAGGAUAUAGUACCCCUCCCACAGUGCAACAGGCCCGAACAUAA
Molecule: messenger RNA, 400 nt
Organism: Oryctolagus cuniculus (rabbit)
Lineage: Eukaryota; Metazoa; Chordata; Mammalia; Lagomorpha; Leporidae
Source: RefSeq, a predicted model, not a curated record